Molecule: messenger RNA, 958 nt
Organism: Brachypodium distachyon (stiff brome)
Lineage: Eukaryota; Viridiplantae; Streptophyta; Magnoliopsida; Poales; Poaceae
Product: calcium-binding protein KIC
Exons: 1
Coding region: 270-698 (142 amino acids)
Molecular function (GO): calcium ion binding
Source: RefSeq, a predicted model, not a curated record
ACCUCAGCUCGAUCGCCCACACUCACUUGUUACAAACAGAGCACGGGUGACCUGCCGGCCUCAGCCUGGCCGUCCAACCCAAAUAUCUCCUCCCCUCUUCCCCCCAGCAGCUUCCUCGAAGCUUCCUUCUCCUCCGAUAACAUCCCAGCCAAUUAAUCCGGCCCCCCUUCUUCUUCUUCUUCUUCUUCUUCUUCUUCUUCGUCGCAUUAUUCUAUCCAAGAUUCCAAGACCGGCCGUGCUUCAAUUCCUCUGACCAGUGAUCACCAUCCAUGGCGGCGCGUCCGGGAGGGGAGGCGGGGACGGAGGAGGAGUACGAGGACCUGCUGCCGGCGCUGGCGGGCCGGCUGGGGAGCGCGGGCUUGCUGGCGGAGCUGCGGGCGGGGUUCCGGCUGCUGGCGGACCCGGCGCUUGGCGCCAUCACCGCCGGCAGCCUGCGCACGGGAGCCGAGCGAGCCCUGGGCGUGGCCGGGAUGACGGCCGAGGAGGCGGCGGCCAUGGUGCGCGAGGGCGAUCUCGACGGCGACGGCGCGCUGGGCGAGCGCGAGUUCUGCGUGCUCAUGGUGAGGCUGAGUCCUGGGAUCAUGGCCGACGCCGAGGCAUGGCUCCGAGACGCCAUCGCCGCCGACGCCGAGGACGACGAAGACGAAGACGAGGACGAGCUGCUGUCCCCGUCGUCCCCGCCGGCGCCGGCCGCUUGAUGGUCCGAUCAGUUUUUCUUUUGUUACCGGUGGUGAUAAAAUCUGCUGUUGCCUGCUGUUCAGCGUGUGCUUUUGUACUUACGUGGCACUGUCAAUAAAUAAAUAAGUAACUAUAGGGAUGACGUGAUUCAAUAAAUAAAUAAGUUAACUAUAGGGAUGACGUGAUUUCUGUCUGUUACUGUAUAUAUUUUUGUUUUUCUGAACUUUGUGGACGACGACGAUGAUCGACUUUUGGUUCAGUCCUCGCUCCUCGCUCCUCA